This is a messenger RNA of Juglans regia (Persian walnut), 4512 nucleotides long. RefSeq names its product protein TONSOKU. The record is from RefSeq and is a predicted model, not a curated record. Gene Ontology annotation, biological process: meristem structural organization; epigenetic regulation of gene expression; response to DNA damage checkpoint signaling. NCBI's taxonomy places the organism in Eukaryota, Viridiplantae, Streptophyta, Magnoliopsida, Fagales, Juglandaceae. Bases 162 to 4229 code for a protein of 1355 amino acids. Gene Ontology annotation, molecular function: protein binding. The transcript is spliced from 20 exons. Gene Ontology annotation, cellular component: nucleus.
CUCUAAAAAGGUUUCAAAACCCUCGAUUCCUCCACUCCCAAAUCUCACAAAACCUUUUCACUAAAGAAGUCCUCGGCUCCAGUUCGAUAAUCUCUAUCACCCACAUCCCUCUUCUUCUCUUAUUCGAUCCCCAUCGGACCCUUGAUCAAAUCCUCUUUCAAAUGGCUCGGGACGUCGAGAAAUUCAAAUCGGCGAAGAGGUCGUACCUGAUCGCCAAGGAGCAGGGGAACCGGUACGAGGAGGCUAGGUGGGCCAACGUGAUUGGAGACAUCCUCAAGAACAGAGGGGAGUAUGUAGAGGCGCUCAAGUGGCUGCGGCUCGAUUACGAUGUGACGUCCCGCCACUUGCACGAUAAGCAGCUUCUCCCGACGUGUCAGUCUCUUGGGGAGGUCUAUCUUCGUCUCCAGGACUUCACGAACGCUCUAUCUUCUCAGAAAAAACAUUUAGAGCUUGCCAAGGAAGCUAAUGACCUUAUUGAACAGCAAAGGGCCAACACCCAACUUGGUCGUACUUACCAUGAAAUGUUUUUGAGAUCUGAAAAUGACCACUUCUCAGUUCAGAAUGCCAAAGAGUACUUCAGAUGUUCAAUGAAGCUUGCGGAGACUGUUAGGGAGAACCCACCUGUUAACGAUAGCAAAUUCUUCCUUAAAGAAUAUAUUGAUGCUCAUAAUAAUAUUGGGAUGCUUGAAAUGGAUCUUGAUAACUUGGACGAGGCCCAGAAAAUCCUAACCAAAGGAUUACAGAUUUGUGCAGAUGAAGAGGUUGAGGAAGAUUAUGAUGGGCGAAGUAGGCUCCAUCACAACCUUGGAAAUGUUUAUAUGGAGCUCAGAAUGUGGGAUGAAGCUCGGAAGCACAUUGAGGAGGACAUUAAAAUUUGUAAGAGAAUUGGGCAUUGCCAAGGGGAGGCAAAGGGGUAUAUCAAUUUUGGUGAAUUGCAUUAUAGGGUUCAGAAGUAUGAGGAGGCACUUUGUUGCUACCGGAAGGCGCUUGAUCUGGCAAAAUCCAUGGAAGAUGAGGAUGCUUUGGCUAUGCAAAUUGAGCAAAACAUUGAGACUGUAAAAGAAGCUAUUAAAGUAAUGGGUGACCUGAAGAAAGAAGAGCAGAAUCUCAAGAAGCUGACCAGAGAAAUGACCAGUGCAAAAGGAACAGCACGUGAGAGGAAGUGUCUGUUGCAGCAAAAUGCAUCUCUCGAUUGCCUCAUCGAGAAAUCGAGAAUGAUCUUGGCAUGGCUGAAGCUUCUUGAAUUUGCUAAAAGGAAGAAGAGAGUAGCAAGUGCACUUUGUGACAAGGAAAAGCUGGGUGAUUCAUUUCUGGCUAUUGGAGAAUCAUACCAGAAGAUCAGAAAAUUUAAUAGAAGCAUUAAAUGGUACAUGAAGAGUUGGGAAACAUACAAGUCAAUAGGUAACUUGGAGGGGCAAGCAUUAGCAAAAAUCAACAUUGGUAACGUUUUGGACAGUGAUGGCAAUUGGACAGGAGCACUAGAUGCAUUUGAGGAGAGCUACAGGAUUUCCAUUGAAGCGAACCUUCCUUCUAUACAGCUUUCUGCACUAGAGAAUAUGCACUAUAGCCACAUGAUAAGAUUUGACAAUGUUGAAGAGGCCAGGAGAUUGCAGCGUUUAAUUGACAAAUUGAAGCAGUCAGGAGAUAAGGAGCUUGAAAGACAUAAUGUGGCAGAGGAUUGCUGCUCUGAGACUGACACGGAAGGGAAUGAUCAUUUGUCAGAAAGUAGGUAUAAUGCACGCUGCUCACCUGAGAUGAGUAAAUGGAAUUCUAGCAGAUCAAAGUCUGUAGCCAGUGUAGAAGAGUUGAACGACGAUGUUCCUCUGAUUUCUCUCAUUGGAUCGGGUAAAAAUUCACCCAAAAUGAAAUCAGCUCAGUCAGGAAAGCAAAAUAUUUAUACUCAGCCUACCAAAGUUUUGCCAAAAAGUUUGUCUAAAUCCACCAGUGAUCAGCGGACAGUUGUUGGUCGUAAACGUGUUCGUGUCAUCCUUUCUGACGAUGAGAGUGAAGAACCAGAUGAGGUGAAGUGCUCGAAAGGAAGCCCUGGUAAAUGCCCAGUAGAGGCAGUUGCUACAUCUGAUGAAUUCAAGUGUAAAAAUAAUUUACCCAGACAUAAUUGUAAAUUUCAGGAGGUCCCAGCGGAUGCCUCCCAAUGUGCCACCCGGUCAUGCAAUCCCUUUGAUAUGGAAGAAAGUACUAGUUCAUACAGAUCAAGGAGUCCCAAUGUAGCCACUCAAAAUGGCAAACUAUUCAGAUCUUCAAGCAUUGGUGAAGUUGUUAUUGUGUCUGAUUUUGCUGCUAGUGGUUCUAAAUGUGACAUUGAUGUCAAUGGAAACCUAUUGCAUAAACAUAACGCUGCUGAUCUGAAGUUGCUUGCUGGUGACAGAUAUGAUCAGUGUAUUAUUUGCAAGAUUGACAAGCAACUGAUACUUGUUGAAGCAAGCUCAUGUAUGGAUAGCGAUAAGCUGAGCAUUGAGUCUGUAAAGGUUGAACUGGCAUGCUUAUACUAUUUACGACUUCCCAUUGAAAAGAGAUCAGAGGGUCUGUUACCUAUAAUUCGGCAAAUUAAAUGCAGUGGAAGAGUUGUAGAAUCCUUGGAGACAGUUGAAACUCUUAAAGAUUGUUUGGGAAAAGUCUCCCUUGAAGCUUCUAUAGAUGGAUGGGUCCAAAAGCCUUUGAUAAAACUGUACAUUGACAGCUGCAAUGAGUUAUCUGAGGCACCUAACAUGAAGUUGCUCAAGAAACUAUACAAUAGAAGAAUGGAGGUUUCAGACGAUGAAGUGACUGUAUCUGAAUGUGAAUUGCAAGAUUUAUCAAUAACUCCAUUGGUGAUUGCGCUGCGUGCCCACAAAACAUUUUCCAUGCUGGACCUUUCUCACAAUUUGCUAGGAAAUGGAACAAUAGAGAAGCUUCAAGAAGUGUUUGCAUCAGGCCAAAAUUAUGGUGGGUUAACCUUGGAUCUGCAUUGCAAUCGAUUCGGUCCAACUGCAUUGUUUCAGAUUUGUGGAUGCCCUGUGCUGUGUGCUCGACUGGAAGUGCUUAACAUCUCUGGAAACCGUCUAACUGAUGCUUGUGGAUCUUACCUUUCAACUAUUUUGGAGAGAUGCAAGGGCCUAUGUAGCUUGAACAUUGAACGCUGUUCUAUCACAUCUAGAACAAUUCAAAAGGUUUCUGAUGCACUGAAUGCUGGAUCUGUACUUGAACAACUUUGUAUAGGAUAUAAUAACCCAGUAUCAGGAAAUGCCAUCAUGAAUCUACUGGUCAGGCUUGGCAGUUUGAAAAGAUUUUCAGAACUGAGCUUGAAUGGUUUAAAACUAAGCAAGCCUAUUGUUGAUAGCCUUUGCCGGCUUGCUAAAACCUCGUGUUUGUCAGGAUUAAUGCUUGGGGGCGCUGGUAUUGGAACAGAUGGGGCAUCACAAUUAACUGAGUCCUUGUUCAAUGGAAAUCAAGACUUACUCAAACUUGACCUAUCCUAUUGUGGACUCACUUAUAAAUAUGUUCUUGGACUAAAGAAUGAUAUGGCUACCGGCAUUCUUGAGCUGAACCUAGCAGGGAAUCCUAUUAUGCAAGAGGGUGCAAAUGCAUUAUCAUCACUGCUUAUGAACCCUCAAUGUUGCCUAAGAGUUUUGAGACUCAACAAGUGUCAGCUUGGACUUGCUGGAGUUCUUUGUAUAAUUCAGGCCCUGGCAGAAAAUGACUCUCUUCAAGAGCUUAGCCUUGCUGAUAAUGCCUAUCUGGAUAAACAUUACAGUCUACAAUACAACUUAGCAGGCAAGGGGAGCACAGAAUUUUUAAAAGAAGAACACGAUAUAUCUGAAACAUGUCUGAGGGAGUAUGCAAACAAAGAAGUUGACAGUGGUCGGCAGGAUGCAUGCGCUGUGACCACUGACUGCAAUCAGCUCGAAGUUGCUGAUAGUGAAGAAGAUCCAAUUAGAGUAGAAGUUGCAGCAACUGGAAUUGACGACAGUUGUGUUAGUUCAUGUCAAAAAAGAAUUCCAUCCCCAGAGUGCCAGUUUAUUCAAGAGCUCUCGACUGCCAUUAUCAUGGCAAAGAAAUUGUGCUCUCUGGAUCUUAGCAAUAAUGGUAUCUCAGCACAAGCUGCAGAAGCUUUGUACAAUGCAUGGUCAGGUAUAAGAGUAGGUUCAGCUGAGAGGCAUAUUGAAGACCAGACCAUACAUUUAUAUAUGAGGGGAAACAAGUGUUGUACAAAACCCUGCUGCAAUAAUUAAUUUUUCUUCGCUUGGAGGUCCUUAUCUGAGCGGAAGGGAACGCAGCCAUCACAAGUAUAUACUGGUAGAUGUAGACUCCCAACUGGGGUGCAUCGCUGAUAAAUCUCACAUGGAUUCGGUCGUUCGUGGAUAGCACCUGUUUUAUUUAAACUGUAAAUUUACCUAAAUGUUUGGCAAUUAUAGUCUCUGUUUGAUACUCUCUGGACAUUGGAAAUCUUGGAAUUGAGAAAAAUACGUUUUGAGUGCAAAAGGCACAUGCAGAUCUAAGGAUAACCCCAUUAAU